Athene cunicularia (burrowing owl) is the source of this 2272-nucleotide messenger RNA. It is a transcript of the gene HERPUD1, whose product is annotated as homocysteine inducible ER protein with ubiquitin like domain 1. Lineage: Eukaryota; Metazoa; Chordata; Aves; Strigiformes; Strigidae. Gene Ontology annotation, molecular function: transmembrane transporter binding. The transcript is spliced from 8 exons. Bases 1 to 1179 code for a protein of 392 amino acids. The record is from RefSeq and is a predicted model, not a curated record. Gene Ontology annotation, biological process: negative regulation of endoplasmic reticulum stress-induced intrinsic apoptotic signaling pathway; endoplasmic reticulum unfolded protein response; endoplasmic reticulum calcium ion homeostasis. Gene Ontology annotation, cellular component: endoplasmic reticulum membrane.
AUGAAUCGGCACCUGCGUUGCCAGCAGCUGGAGGCGCGUUUCGGUGGCACCGGCAGCAAGGCCAAAGCAGGUGCUUCCAUCUGCCUGCGAGUUGUCAGCUACUGUUUGCCGGUGCUUGGCAGAGCAAAUCAUCCCAUUCUUUGUUUUCUUUCUUCAAAGGCUGAAGAGGACCAAAAGUUGAUUUAUUCUGGGAAGCUGCUGCUUGAUCAUCAUUAUCUGAGAGAGUUGCUGCCAAAGCACGGGGAGUUGCAUGCUCUUCAUUUGGUAUACAACUUCAAGAUGCCUGCAAAUGUGCAAAAAACCAAUGCAGAGGUUAAAGCUGAUCAGCCAAAAUUAUUGUCAGAAGCCAGUCAAGAACAAUCUGUAUCUUCCUCAGAUGAUGAAAGAAUGACAUGCUCUUCUGGUGGGCAGUCUUCAGCAGAAGUUGGUAACAGGCUGGAAACAACUCGACACCCCUUCCAAACUGUGACUCCUGGCUUCUCUGCUUAUACAACCUACAGCAUGCUUCAGAUGUCCUGGUUUCAGCAGAUUUAUGCAAGACAGUAUUACAUGCAAUACUUGGCUUCUGCUGCUGCAUCUGCUGACCCAGCCCAUGCACAACAUUCUCAGGAGAUACCAGUGGCACCAGUGACGCCUCCAGCACCUGUUCCAGACCCCUUUCCUGUACAAAAUCAGGCGGGAAACCAGAAUGCCAUUGCCCAGGUUAAUGCAGCAGCCAACCAGAACUUGCAGAUGAAUGCCCAAGGAGGUCCUCUCAUGGAGGAAGAGGAAGAAGGUGGCAAUCGAGAUUGGUUGGACUGGCUGUACUCAGCAACACUGUUCUAUGUCUUUGCCAACAUUAUCUAUUUCUACUCCAGUCUCAGCAGAUUCCUCCUGGUUAUGGGUGGCACUGUGCUGAUGUAUCUGCACCAUGUUGGAUGGCUUCCAUUUAGACGAAGACCAGUUCAGCCCUUCCCAGGCAAUGCUCCUCUUCAAGCUGCCAUAAAUCAGGACCAGAACAAUAACUUACAGGGAGAAAAUGCAGGUGGAGCAGAUGAAUCUGAGGCAUCUCCUGAUGAGGGACAAGUUUUACAAGAACUGCAGCAGGCUAACCCUUCAUUUAGGAGUACAGCAUGGGUGUUUUUCAAGACUUUCUUUGCAUCCCUCCUGCCAGAAGGGCCUGGAGUGACGCGCAACUGACUUGUCACGUGUCUACUUCUCUGAAACUGCAGUGGGAUUUAGUCUACCUGAGUGAAUUGGAUACCAACUUCAAGCCAGGAGUGAAAGUGGAUGACACUUCCUCUGGCUUUUACUGACCAAGCAAACAAAGCUGCAAGAAGCCUUAAGUCAUUACAGCCUAGAGACUAAGAUGCUUGCCUUCAUUCCAAAGAACUUUGUUCCGUAGCAUUUAUUAGGUACCUAUGUAGAGGCUUGGCAUUGUAAACUUGUGCACUAAUUGCACAGGCUAUAAGCAGGUGUGUAAAAAUGUUAGAGAAGCAAAUUGCUUCUUUGGUGCAAUGUGAUUCCUUUUGGAAUGUUUCUAAUGCUAUUUAAAUUACACUGAGUGUAGGAUCUCAAAAAAUUGCUAGAUAUGCAUUAGCAGACUUUUAGGAAAGAUCUAUUGUUAAAAUUACUUCAAACAGUAGUUUAAAUUUUCUGUAAAUAUUUUCCUAUGAAGGAGGUAUGGUGCAAUUUCCUUGAUGGACAAAGUGGACUGUAAUUACAGGGACCUUUUAAUAAGUAAUUACCUUGGAGUUGCAGGCUAAACUUGAUGUUGCCAAAUUCAGAUAGUUUAAACUCAAGGCUUAAUUUCCUCCCUGCCAAAUCAUGGGAGAAGAAUAAGUGUGUUUAGCUCUACCUAGCAAGAAUUUCUGCAAGAUGCAAACUUUUAUGUAAGAUGCUUUUGGAUGCAAAGUUAAAACAGUCUAAUGCCUGUAUUCAACUCUGUGUUCUUACUCGAGCAACUAUCUUGUAUUACUUGUGUUCCCUUUAAUUUCUGAUAUGGUUAAGGGCUUUGAUUCCAAUAAAAUUUGCAGGCAUUUAUAUCCAUACUGGCAUACACUGUACAGCAUUUGGAAGACUACUUGUGCAAAGCAAAGGAUGUGCUCUCACUUUGGUUUUGUUGAAAAAUUAUAAGUGAAUUGGAAUAUGGGAAAAAGAUGCUUGCAGACCCUUAAACUUGGCUCCUUGGCUAACUAUUUUUCAGCAGCCUUUAGCAUUUAAAGUGCCUUGGAUAACUUGCAGUUUGUUUGCAGGCUAAAAGCUGCUAGCACAAAGGCCAUGGAUGUCUUGA